This is a messenger RNA of Cylas formicarius (sweet potato weevil), 1568 nucleotides long. RefSeq lists its product as uncharacterized. Gene Ontology annotation, cellular component: extracellular matrix. The record is from RefSeq and is a predicted model, not a curated record. The transcript has 4 exons. Lineage: Eukaryota; Metazoa; Arthropoda; Insecta; Coleoptera; Brentidae. Bases 472 to 1479 code for a protein of 335 amino acids.
GAAGUAUGCCCUCUGAAAGAAAACAUUAGUCCACAGAAUACCAAACGAUACGAUAAGACGCAGCAUGGAAAUAAAACACGAUAUUAUCGAUGAAAUUAGAACUCGGCAGCUGAUAUGGUAUCGACACGUACAGAGAAUGCCACAACAUCGAAUCCCAAAAAAAAAUUAGAUUGGAACCCUCAAGGAAGAAGGAAACGAGGCUGCCCACGCAAGAGCUGGAGAGAGGGAUAGAUUGGAAUGGAGAUUAGGAAUCGGAAUACGUCGAAUGUUGUCACCCCAUGUAUUUAUUUAUGAGAAGAAAUGAAGCGAUAUAGUGAAAGUCAUCUGACCCCUCGUUCGAUUGAAUAUUCCUCCGAUUUCGAACGACCGGAUGAUCUUAACCUUGAGGUAGGGGCCGAACUUGCCCUGAUGUUAUAAAGCCAAGUACGGGGAUCCGCUUUUCGUAGUUCAAGGAAAGUGUUUUGUGACACGAUGCGUUCGUACCAGUUUUUGUUCGGAUGGUUCGCAAUGGUAUCAGCUACUCCUUAUCAGCCCGAUCUGCACGGCUACGCCCCUGGAUAUGACAGACCGUCAGAUUACAGCUUCAGCUACGGCGUAAAAGACCCGACCACCGGUGACGUCAAGCACCAAUGGGAGAAGAGCGAAAACGGACACGUCAAAGGCCAGUACUCCCUGCUGGAGGCUGACGGUUCCGUCAGGACGGUAGACUAUACGGCCGACUCCAAAAGCGGCUUCAACGCCAUAGUGAAACACUCGGGUCAUUUCCGACACCCUACACCCUACUCUGGUAAAUCUGCUUCGAGCCACAGCCACCUCGUCAAAGAAGCUCAACGAGAAGAGCCUGAUAUCGAGUACAAGUAUCUCGGAGAACACCAAGAGUACCAACUGCAAGACCCCGAAGUGUUGAAGAACCACGCUACUGAGUUUAUAGCUCAGGAGGAGGUCGCUCAGGAGUCUCAGAGGUCGACGGUCAAGUCUCCGAACGCGUGGACCAAAGGAAGCUACGAGAGCGCCCAUCAGCAGCUUCCGGUGGAUCUCACGUUCCUCAAGAAGGAAAUCGUGCCCGUGGAUGUGAGCCUAGUGAAGCCUAUCGAGAUAAACCUCAAUAGAGGAGAGUCGAGAGACGUCCACAAACCCUACGACGAAUUGUCAGAAGCUGAGCUCAGGAAAUACCUGUCCAAUUACUAUGCCGAUGGAGGAGCUGACGGGUUGCUGACAAAGCCGAUAAUGGAGAAAGGUUUCAAGCCUUUGAAGGCUGAGGGUGGAGGGGAGAGGGUGAUCCCUCAGACGUACGUGUCGAAUAAGAAGCCGAACACGACACCAGGGCUUGGGCAGUACUCGAGCCUGAGGAAAUCACCCAACAGCUACGGGCGUCCAAGUAAGCACCAGAAUCGCAGGCUGAUGGGCAGGAACCUGAAGGUGUACCACGGCAGAAACAACGACAGCUACACUUACGCCAAACAGUACAAGUUUGGGUGAAGAACCACGUGAAAAUCAGACGUUAGUUUUACUCACCCUAAUUUAAUUAUUUAAGAGUGUUUUAGUGUAAAUAAAUGUCGAUUUGUUGU